This is a messenger RNA of Numida meleagris (helmeted guineafowl), 1522 nucleotides long. RefSeq names its product NOP2/Sun RNA methyltransferase family member 5 (gene NSUN5). Gene Ontology annotation, biological process: rRNA base methylation. Gene Ontology annotation, cellular component: nucleolus. The transcript has 10 exons. The record is from RefSeq and is a predicted model, not a curated record. NCBI's taxonomy places the organism in Eukaryota, Metazoa, Chordata, Aves, Galliformes, Numididae. Gene Ontology annotation, molecular function: methyltransferase activity. Bases 1 to 1401 code for a protein of 466 amino acids.
AUGGCGCUGUACAGCGCGGCCGCCGCCGUGCUGAGCGGGCUGGAGCGCGGCGAGGGCGGCCUCAAGAGCCUGGUGUACGGCAGCGACUUUCCGCACGCCCGACAGCUGUACGCGCUGGUGGCCGAGACGCUGCGCUACGGCCCGGUGCUGGAGGCUCUGCUGGACGGGGCCGCGCUGCUGCGCGCCGAGAAGAAACUGCCGCCGCCACUGGCCAAGGUGCUGGUGUACGACCUGCUCUUCGGCAAGGGCAUCAAGUGCGGCGGCCGCUGGAAGGCGCUGGCCCGGCGGCACCGCGCGCGGCUGGAGGCCGAGCUGGCCCGGCUGAAGGUGCGGCGUGGGGUGAGCCGCAACGAGGACCUCCUGGAGCCGGCGCCGGGAGCCGGGCCGGAAGCUCCUCAGGUGCCGCGCUACGUCCGGGUGAACGUGCUGAAGACGUGCGUGGACGAUGUGGUGGAGUUCUUCAAGCGCCAAGGCUACUCCUUCCUGGGCAAGGCGGGCAGUGUGGAAGAGCUGAGGACCCUUUCUGGGAAGAAAUUCUUGUUGGAUCUUCACCUCCCGGAGCUGCUAGUUUUCCCUCCGCAGACAGACUUCCACGACAACCGGCUCUAUACGUCGGGACACAUCAUCCUUCAGGACAAGGCCAGCUGCCUGCCAGCCUUCCUCCUCAGCCCUGCCGCUGGCUCCCAUGUGAUUGACGCCUGUGCUGCCCCUGGGAACAAGACGAGCCACCUGGCUGCCAUCCUGAAGAACAAGGGGCAUAUCUUUGCCUUUGAUGUGGACACCAAGCGCCUGGCUACCAUGAACACUAUGCUGAUGCGGGCUGGGGUCACCAGCUUCAAACUGACCCAGCAGGACUUCCUGACAGUUGAUCCGCAUGAUCCCAAGUACAGCAAAGUGAAGUAUAUCCUCCUGGACCCAUCGUGCAGUGGCUCAGGGAUGGUGACCCGGCUGCCACUGGAGGAGGCUGCUCCGAGCGCGGAGCGGCUGCAGGCGCUGGCGGGCUUCCAGCGCAAGGUCUUGAGCCACGCGCUUCGCUUCCCGGCGGUGCAGUGCCUGGCCUACUCUACGUGUUCAGUGCACCGGGAGGAGAACGAGGAUGUGGUGCAUGCAGUGCUGCAGGAGCAGGGAUCGGCCUUCAGGCUGGUGAACGCGUUCCCGUCCUGGCCCUGCCGAGGACUUGCUACCUUCCCGGGGGCUGAGUGCUGCCUCCGCGCCUCUCCCGUGGAUACACUCACACAGGGCUUCUUUGUAGCUGUCCUGGAGCGCUGUGGGGAAGAAGCUGCUGUCCCCAGCUCCCUGCCUGCAGCCACUGAUGAGAGCCUCCAACACGAAGAGGGAGUAGAGCCUGGAGCAGCUCCUCCCCGGAAGAGGAAGAGGAAAAAGCAACGUGUGAAAGUGUGAAAUAAUUCUAGGAGUAUGCAGUGCCUUGUGGGAGCUGUUCCUCCAAUGCUGGGGCCCUUGUGCUGUCUGAGUAACAGAAAUAAAGGUCUGCACCAGCUGCUGCCUUGGUGAGCUUCUGUAA